GCACUUCGACCGUCACACAGUGGUGGCUGCUUAGUUGUCUAUUCUGCACGAACAAAUUUGAAUUCCAGAUCAUGGCCGAGGAGGCUUUUGAUGUCGUGGUGGUCGGCUCCUGUAUGACUGACUUGGUGAGCCAGGCACCAAGGUUACCCAAAGCAGGGGAAACUAUCCAUGGGCACAAGUUCUUCAUUGGCUUCGGAGGAAAAGGGGCCAACCAGUGUAUCCAGGCUGCCAGACUGGGGGUGAAAACCGCUAUGGUGUGCAAGGUUGGUAAAGACUUCUUUGGAGACAAUUACAUCCAGAAUUUCAAGGACAACGGCGUACACACAGACUUUGUAGGGCAGACCUCUGACGCAGCCACGGGAGCUGCUUCCAUCACUGUCAACGAUGCAGGUGAGAAUGCCAUCGUGAUCGUGGCUGGUGCCAACAUGCUGCUGGGCAGAGAGGAGCUACAGAAAGCUCUUCCAGCCAUCAGUCGUGCAAAAGUGCUGGUGUGCCAGCUGGAGAUCAGUCCACAGACGUCCUUGGAGGCACUACGCAUGGCUCGCGACAACAAAGCGAAGACAAUAUUCAACCCAGCGCCGGCCAUUCCUGACUUGGAUCCAGAUUUCUACAAAGUCUCUGAUGUGUUCUGCUGUAAUGAGUCUGAGGCAGAGCUGCUCACUGGUUCCUCAGUAACUAAUCUGGAAGAAGCACAUCGCGCUGGUCAGGAGCUGCUGAAGCGAGGCUGCGGGUCAGUCAUCAUCACUUUGGGACCUCAGGGUAGUGUGGUGCUCAAGGCACAGGAAUCUACCUCAAAACAUGUUCCAGUUCCUGCUGUCACAGCCGUGGACACUACAGGUGCAGGAGACAGCUUUAUUGGCGCGCUGGCAUUUUAUAUGGCUAAUUAUUCCACAAUGCCUCUGGAGGAGAUGGCCCGCAGAGCCAAUCAGGUGGCGGCGGUGAGCGUGCAGGCUGUCGGCACGCAGACGUCCUACCCCUUCAGACGCAACCUACCGGCUGAGCUGUUCUGAGAGCAGCAGUCCACGCCGGUGUAAACAGACCAAGCCUGGAUGGGGUCACAUUGACCGAACAAUGAACUGAUUAAUGAAAUUAGCUGCUUUUGAGAAAUCCGAGAAUGAACAAUAUUGUGAAACUGUUGAGGACUGUUGAAUAAACAUGGCAACGUGACAUUUAUAUUCAGAUGUACGGCACAUAAUUGACAGAAUUUAUUGAAUUCACCCACAAAGAUGAUAUUUUCAGAAGUGGUUCAAAUAAAUUUACCUGGUUUAAAUGUUUACCUUCUACAUUUGACUAAAUCAAAAUCAAUGACGCACACUGUACAGAGCCACUGAACAGCCACGGAAACAUAUUCUAUCAAGACAGCUGUGGUGGUCCCUAUAUAUAACAUCCGCUAUUAGUUUCUUCUUUAAAGUGUUGAUCAUCAAGACUUUGUUGAAGCCCAGCUGGGGCUUGCAUCACUCUGGACUGCUGCAGCGUGGAGGAUAGAAUAGCAGGCUUUUUGCACAUCCAGGGGGAAUCUUUCGAAGAUCAGUCAGCCAAAAAGGAAAUGUUGACUGACAGUCUGUAUAUCCAUGACAAUAAAAAUAGUCUGUUUAAACCUU
This is a messenger RNA of Stegastes partitus (bicolor damselfish), 1601 nucleotides long. RefSeq names its product ribokinase (gene rbks). The record is from RefSeq and is a predicted model, not a curated record. Gene Ontology annotation, biological process: D-ribose metabolic process. Gene Ontology annotation, molecular function: ribokinase activity. NCBI's taxonomy places the organism in Eukaryota, Metazoa, Chordata, Actinopteri, Pomacentridae. The transcript has 9 exons. Bases 72 to 1010 code for a protein of 312 amino acids. Gene Ontology annotation, cellular component: cytosol.